AGCUUGGCAUACGUCUGCCAUAUUGCAUCAAUCAAAAAAUAUGUACACACAAAUGGCCACCAUGCCAACAUCAUGCAUGCUUCACUUUCCAUGCGGCACAUACUGCAUUGAUUUCUUUUUCAUAAAUAGAUUAAAUAAUUAUGACAAUUUAAUAUUAACAAAGCACAUGUCUUUGUUUGUCUGGUUGCUUCUUAAUUAUUCUUAUAUUAUAGUUUUUCGAGAUAAGUUUAUUAACAUAUGUAUGGUUUGAUUGUUUAAAAGACAUGCAUAGUAUAAGCUUUUCACUGGGGGAGCUUUGUUAGGAGAGGUAUGGAGGAUAAUCUAGGAGCUCCGGCAAAGGGCAAGAGCGUGGUGGCGGCACCAACAUAUUGCGUAACCGGCGCCACCGGGUACAUCGGGUCUUGGUUGGUGAAGCUUCUUCUUGAAAAAGGUUGCAAGGUUCAUGCCACAGCCCGAAAUCCAGAAAAGGCUUUGCAUCUACUGUCAUUAUGGUCUGGAAGUGACCGGUUGAGACUUUUCAAAGCUGAUUUGCAAGAAGAAGGAAGCUUUGAUGAGGCUGUGAAGGGCUGCAAUGGUGUGUUUCAUGUGGCAGCUUCAAUGGAAUUUGGUGUCAAUGUGAAUGAGAACAUUGAGGGAUACGUUAGAUCAAAUAUAAUUGACCCUGCAAUUAAAGGCACUGAAAACCUCCUCAAAGCUUGCUCGAAAUCCAAGUCUGUGAAAAGGGUUGUUUUCACAUCCUCCAUCAGCACUAUCACUGCCAAAGACAGCAAUGGAAAUUGGAGACCUGUUGUUGAUGAAUCUUGCCAGAACACGAGCGAUCAUGUCUUGAAUGCAAAAGCAGGUGGAUGGGUUUAUGCCCUCUCCAAGCUUUUAACUGAGGAAGCAGCAUUCACGUUUGCUAAUGAGAAUGGUAUCGAUCUUGUUUCAUUGAUAACGACAACUGUCGCCGGUCCUUUCCUCACAACAACUAUUCCCUCAAGCAUUCAAGUGCUCUUGUCACCAUUUACAGGUGAUCCCAAGUACUUCUCAAUACUGUCUGCUGUAAAUGCUAGAAUGGGAUCAGUUGCUUUGGUUCACAUUGAAGACAUAUGCGGUGCUCAUAUUUUUCUGAUGGAACAAGCCAAUGCGGAAGGUAGAUACAUAUGCUGUGUCUGCAGCUCACCACUGUCUGAAUUGAUUGAUCUUCUUGCUCAAAAGCAUCCUUGUUCAAACCUUCAGAGGUUGGGGGCAGAGGGAAAAGGUACAAAACCUCCUGAAAUUUCUUCCAAGAAGUUAAGAGAUUUAGGCUUCACUUACAAGCAUAACAUAGAAGAUAUAAUUCAUCAAACAGUUACUGCUUGUGUAGAUUAUGGAUUUCUGCCCCCUACCAGAAGGUAGGGGCUCCCUUGACUACAAGAAACUAGCUCUGAUAUAAUCCUUGGUACAAAAUAAAUGACUACAUGAAAUCCUUGCAAUGCUAGGCAUAUGUUAUGUUCCUAGCAUCCCAUUAAUCAACAUUUAUAGCAGUUAUUAAUGCUAG
This is a messenger RNA of Theobroma cacao (cacao), 1519 nucleotides long. RefSeq names its product NAD(P)-binding Rossmann-fold superfamily protein. The record is from RefSeq and is a predicted model, not a curated record. Gene Ontology annotation, molecular function: oxidoreductase activity, acting on the CH-OH group of donors, NAD or NADP as acceptor. NCBI's taxonomy places the organism in Eukaryota, Viridiplantae, Streptophyta, Magnoliopsida, Malvales, Malvaceae.